Messenger RNA from Sabethes cyaneus, 1923 nucleotides. Its product is annotated as putative polypeptide N-acetylgalactosaminyltransferase 9. NCBI's taxonomy places the organism in Eukaryota, Metazoa, Arthropoda, Insecta, Diptera, Culicidae. The record is from RefSeq and is a predicted model, not a curated record. Gene Ontology annotation, cellular component: Golgi apparatus. The transcript is spliced from 4 exons. Bases 1 to 1923 code for a protein of 640 amino acids.
AUGGGUCGAAGUCACCAUCAAACUCGAAUAUGCAUCUCGUGGCGAGGCUUGCUGGCCGUGAGUGCACUGUGUCUAAUUUGCAGUUUAUACUUUCUCUGGAGUUGCCAUGCCGACCGAUCGCUUUUCGCGGCUCCCGGAAGCUACGACUAUCAGCAGCGCGCCGGCACCAAUAAGGCUAGCUGGCUAGGAGCACUCAAAAGACGCUGGUCCUACGAGUACACCGCUGCAACGCUCGACCCGCGGCUACCGACGCCACCCGGUGAUCUGGGAGUGCCCUUGCCAGCCAGUUACGACGAUAAACACAUCAGCAAACUUGUCGAGCAGGGCUUCAGGGAUCAGGGAUUCAAUCAAUACAACUCGGAUAUGAUUUCCGUUCACCGUCGGUUGCCCGACCUGCGCCAUCGGUGGUGUGAAACGCAGCAGGAGUUGCUUGCAGAUUUACCAUCCACCUCGGUCGUGAUUGUGUUCUACAACGAAGCCUGGUCGGUACUGAUUCGUACCAUCCAUUCGGUUUUGGAUCGUUCUCCACCUCAACUACUUAAGGAGAUUAUACUAGUAGAUGAUAAUUCGUAUCUAGCUCACACCAAAACUCAACUGGACGAUUACCUUCGACCCUAUUCGAAGAUCCGCAUUCUGCGAUCCCCCGAACGGAUCGGACUGAUGCGAGCUCGGCUGCUGGGAGCACGGAAUGCUACGGCUGAAACCGUAACGCAUCUCGAUGCGCACGUUGAGGUGAACAUCGGCUGGUUGGAGGCGCUGCUGGAUCGAAUCGCCCGAGAUCCGAUGACGAUCGCCAUUCCAAUGAUGGACUGGAUCGAGCUGACCAUUUUCAGCGUCACGUCCGAUCGCAGUCUGCAGCUUUACGGAGGCUACGAUUGGGAUCUGGAUUUCGCCUGGAAGGGGCGAGCCGGACGACUGGUUCAACCGGAGAAUCCAUACAAACCGUUCGAUACGCCGGCCAUGGUGGGCGGCCUGUUUUCGAUCCGGAAGGAUCUCUUUGCUCUCCUCGGCUGGUAUGACGAGGGUUUCCGGGUGUACGGCAUCGAAAACAUUGAACUGUCGAUGAAGAGUUGGAUGUGCGGCGCUCGAAUGGAGAUUGUUCCUUGCUCGCGGGUGGGACACGUCGCCAAGGCAGGCCACCCCUAUCUACGCCAGGAGAAGAGGAAUACCGUGCGAGAUAAUUCUCUGCGCUUGGCAGAAGUUUGGAUGGAUGAGUACAAGCAGAUUGUAUUCGAUAAUUACGGUGUAUCGGGUUACAAUGCAACGGAACUGGGAGACGUUUCUGACAGGAAGAAGUUACGCAAGGAUUUGAAGUGUUCCUCCUUCAAGCAGUACAUUCGGGACGUUUAUCCUGAGAUUAGACUACCGGUUGGACCAUGCUUUCAUGGGGAACUUAAAAACAAAGCUUUAGGAAACAGUACCUGUAUGGAGUAUGACAAAACCCACGGAACCUUAAUGAUGGCUCAGUGUGAUAAUCAAAAACAGGGUCAGUAUUGGGCACACAACCAAUACUUCGAGGUGAACAGCUACGGUUCCUGUUUGGAUUAUACCGGCUUUAAGCUGGGUAUCUACAACUGUCACAAAAGUUAUGGUAAUCAAAAGUUUGACUAUUUGGCUGGUACAACCAAGCAAAUCACAAGUUCUACUCACGGCAAUUGUCUGGCGGUUGAUCGAAACAGUACCAGUAAGCUGAUUAUGGAACCAUGCGAUUCGAGUUUGGAUUUUCAGCAAAUGGCUAGAAUAUUCGAAUCCGACGAACAGGCAUCGAAAAACUUUGCUUUCAAGAGGCAUGCGCCGCCACACGGAGCUGCCAAUGUAGAUGUCAUUAGACCGGUAGUUCCUCAUGGACUUGAAGCAAUAACGCUGAUCUCGGAGGACAUACGUGCCUUUGCCACGUUCGAGCAAAACAGUGCGACGAAAUGA